CAUUCUAGAAUAUGAUUUAUCACAUCUGCAGUUUGAAAGGUCUUUUAAGCCAAUAGAAUAUCCCAGUGGAACCCCUCACUACUCAGAAACAACUAGAGAUGCUUUACCUUGUCAGGAAAAGAAAGAAUGUUCCAGGAGAGUUCGAGAAAAGCCUGACCCGAGGAAACAUGCGAAGUGUUGGCUGACAGUGGAAACAAUUCAGAGAAAAAAGUAACAUUUCCUGUGCCAUCUUGCAGGAGAUCAUUCAAAGUGCACAGAAGGCUGGAUGAAGACUUGGAACUACGUAUGAAAUCAGCAGCAGAACUAAAAGCAUCGGUAGAUGAUUCUAAGAUAAUUAUGGCUAUUAUUCAAGCUAAACAAAAGGCAAAUCAGAACGCUAUGUUGUUGGAAGAAAAAGCUUUGUCUAUUCAAGCAGAACAGAAUCAAAAGGAUGAAAAGCUAGAGCUAGCACUACAUCGACGAAUAGCUAAAAUUGAAGCUCACCAAGCAGCAUUUAAAGAAUCACAAAAAAGGAAACACAAAGAAAUUAUAGCCAAAUUGCUAAAUGAAGAGUUAUUACAACAAGAGAAAUUGAAAAGAUUACCAUUCCUAUGUGAACAAAGCGAAAGAUAUAAAUACUUAAAGUACUCUGAACGUAGUGAAAAACCAUCUGAACUUGAACAAAAUAUGAUUGAUGAACUCUUAUCACAACAACAGCAACAACAAGAAAAGAGUGGAACGGUGGCAAAGUCAGUAGUGAAUACAUUUCCAACUGAAAUGGAAUCAGAUGAUGAUGAUGCUAAUGCUGAUGACAGCGAAAAUGAAAAGCAGUUAACACUAUCUCAUGAUUCUCUACAUGGCUUGUGGGAUUUAUCCAAAAAAUCUCAGAAUAUCGUUACAGAGGAGAAUGUUGAUAAUGCACUUCUUAGUUUUGUCUCCAGAGAUACAGUCAAGGCAUCAGUCACUGAUAAAGAAACGGUCUCAACAUCGCUUUCCAUGAGAAAUCUAACCAGCAGAUCACCUACCAAACUUUCCGAUAUGGAUAACACGACAGAGGUCAAAGACAAAGGACUGCUUCGGAGCACGAUGUAUUUUUCUGAAAGAAACUCAAAGGCAGAUAAGGAAAUCUUGCAACGUGUGUUACAACAAACUCGUGAAAAUAUCAUACAACCACAAAUAGUGACUGGACGAAGAUUUGAUGGGCCUAGUUUUACAGCUAAACCAGCAGAAAUAUGGUUCAAAAAUAUUGAAGUUGGUAGAACUCAUAAAACAAAAAUUAUACUGACAAAUGCUUCAUAUGCUAUCAGCACAUGUCGAUAUGUUGGCAUCACAUCAACUUUAAUGGAUUUUGUAGAAGUAAAGUUCAAUCCACCUGGUUCACUUUCACCUGGUAUGAAUUGUGGAGUGAAGAUUAAAUUCACUCCUAAAAUGAAUAAAAAUUUAAAUGGUGAAUUAGAGUUUUUAUCACCAACUGGAUCAUUCUUUAUCCCAUUCAAAGCAACAGUGAAGAAAUGUGAAUUUUCAACAGACUGUAAUACAGUGGAUUUUGGUGAAGUAGUCAUUGGUGAAACUGUUCAACAAAGUAUAACACUGAUCAAUUCCGGUGCAAAAGGUGCUAAUUUCACAUUCAAGACUUUAUCUGAAAUUCACAAGGAAGAAAAUGAGGUAAAUGUUUUGGAAACAUCACCAGAGGCAAUCAGAGCAGAAGAAUCUAUAGAAGAUUCGGUAAACUCUAGCGAAACAAGGAAACAUAAUGAGAAGGAAGAAAGUGAUCCUCAAAAAAAGGAAAACGAAAACAGCGUGUCUCAAAUUGAAGAAUACGAAGAAAACACAAUGCUAGAAGAUGAAAAUGAAAUGAAAAACAUUCUAACUAACUUCAAGUCUGGUGAAUUAAAUCGUGGAUUUCUAGCCCCAUUCUCUACUGUUAAACUAGACAUUAUCUGGUCACCUAAAGAUAUUUCUAUCAAUGAAGGUGAAUGCUUAAUGGAACAAGAGAAAUUCGUCAUCAGUUUUGAUGACGCUGAAAGUUCAGAUAUUUACAUUCAAGCUAUUGGUUAUGCUAAAAAUAUUCCAGUAUGGCUAUCAACGUCUAGUUUAUCCCUAGGAAUUUGUUGGUAUGAUCGUCUAUAUCAAGAAUGUUUUUCUGUUCAUAAUAGAACUAAAUCAGCUGUAAAAGUUGUAUUUGAAGUUGACAAAGAAAUUUCAGAUCAUUUGAAAAUUUUACCAAAAACUGGAUUUGUUCAAGCUGAAAGUCGACUUUUAGCUCAGGUUAAACUUCUUCCGAAACUUAGCUUACCUGAUGACCUGGCUCUACUCCAAUCUGACGUCAAUAAAGCACCCUCAGGGGAAACUCAAACUGACGAAGAAAAGAACAAAUCCCUUUCCUUCAAGUUAUCUUUUGACCCACAAACAGGUAUCCUUCAGGCACCAGUUACAGUCAACGUUAUUGGGCAAACUAACAAAUUACAACUUAUGAUCGAUGCUGUAAUAACAACAACAGAUCUAUCACUUUCGCCUAACCCAAUUAAUUUUGGAUGGACUGAAAUUCAUGAGACUGUGAUAUCUCGAUUGUCAAUAACAAAUCAUAGUUUAUUACCUCAGAAUUUCGGAAUUGUUGAAAUGCCAGAAUUUGUUGAAGUUCAGCCAAACGAUGGUUUCGGUGUUAUACUUGGAAAGGAGACAAUAGAACUUGAUGUGUUAUUUAGGCCGAAAAAAGCCAAAGAAUAUAAUUUUAACUUGGUUUGUAAAUCAGGUAUUGGACGUACUUUCACUACAGCAUGUCAAGGUAUAGGCGUUUAUUCACCUUUAAGUUUAUCUACUAAUCAACUCAAAUUGAACCCAACACCUAUCAGUGAAUCAAGUUUAAUAUCUUUGAAAAUUACCAAUCAUCAUACUUCAUCUAAUCCUUAUACUCAUGUACAACCAUGUAUUGGUUCAGAUACAAAGCCAGUUUCAGUUGGACCAAGAGCAUUUGAACUUCAAGUAGUCAAGGCUACAAUAACUAACCCAUAUGGAUUGGUUACAGACGAUGAUCUUGCAAAUAAUCAAUUAGAGUCUGUUUUGUCAACAUUUAUUGAUUUUUAUCCAGCUACUGGAACUCUGAAUCCGGGAGAAAGUCAACAAAUCAAUAUCCGAUUUUCACCAUGUUUAAAUAAGUUGUGCAUUCAAAAAGAAGCCAGCCGAUUAUGUGAUUUAAAUGAAGAAAAGCGUAAAAGAGAUGAGUUAUUAUUAUCUCUUGAAGAGGAUAAAACUGGGAAGUCAAAUAAGCCUACUCCAAAAACAAGUCAGAACACUGUCGUCAAAAAGGACAAGAUAAUUGAUAAAAAAGCUGUGAAACCUUCAGAUGAAAAGCCACCUCUCGAGACAGAAACAACUUUACUGCCAACUGAUCCAAAAUCUAUUUUAGAAGGUAGUGAGAAAUACCUUGAUGGACUAAACUCUCUACUAACUCAUUACCCAAAUCCACCACCUGCUUUCAACAAUAGCCAAGUGGAAUUAAAAAAAGAUGAAGUUGACCAACAGCAUUCAGCAGUGAAGAAUAAAUUAUCUUUAAUCAAACUCGGUGAAUAUGAUUGGCCAGGAGUAUUCUUGGUAUAUCGUGUUGCUUGCUUUGUCGCAGAAGGACCUGGAUCAGAGACAGCAGCUAAACCAUCUCCUACAUACAGGAAAGAGAAUACUCUCUUCUUCGAAUUAUUAUGUCCAAUAAUUAGACCUCCUUUACUUGUCCAAUCGAAUAAAUGUUAUAAUCGUCUGAAUUUUGGAGCUAUCUGUGCUGGUCAACGUAAUACUCGUACUUUAUCACUCAAGAAUAUUAGUCCUUAUUGUUUACAAUUGAAACCGAAACCUUUAAACCCGAUCGGAGCAUUUGAGAUUAUUAGUUUCAAUGAAAAUAUCAAUUCAGGUGAAGUAUGCAAUCUGAAUUUUGCUUUUACGCCAAACUCACUGCAAACACACUGUACAGAAACCUUCGUCCUUCAGUCAUACCCAAUAAAAAAUAAAAUGUCAACCGUUAAUUCAAGUGAAUAUUGUCCGUUAAGCGUGAGGUUUUCAGGCAUCUGUGUGACACCAAAGGUUGAAGUCACUGGUCCACCUGAACUUAUAACUAUUCCUUGUGGCUCACAAAAUCCUGAGAAUUCUAAUAUACCAGUCAACACAAAACAAACGCUUCAUUAUCUUCGUUUUGGUUAUAUUCUACUUGGAGAAUUUAUUGAACGAUUAAUAACUCUAACCAAUCCUACAAAUAUAACUGUAAACUUUGAGAUACUAUAUGAUGAUAAUCAAAUAGGCGGAACAAAAAACCAAAAUGGAUUGCCUGUAUUCAUGGUUGUACCGAAUCAAGGGAAAAUUAAACCAGGAGAAAAGCAAGUUGUCUCUAUAACCUUUGCACCUGAUCAUGAUAGUGAAACAUAUCAACAAACUUUUCUGAUAACGCUUCAUUCGCAGAUAAACAAUUCGCAUAAACUGAUCCUUAGCGGUGCAUGUAAACAACACAAUCUGUAUAUUCGUGGAGGUGAUCAACAAGACAAUGCCAGCAGUACCCUUAAUACAAGUGUUCAAAAUGAUUUUCUUGGUACACAAUUUCUACCAGAAUCUAAAGAGAUUAAGACAUCUUACCUUACAAUAAACGGUCAACAGUCUUCCCUCCUUAGAGAAAAUUCCAACACUACUACAGAAACUGAACCAACUGAAAAGGAAGGAGAAGAUAAUCCUAUGCACAAAAAAGAGUUAAAAAUUAAAGAAUCACCUACAAAAAGGAUCUUAUACGCUGGUUUUGUACAGUCUUCAAGCGGUGGUUCAAAGAAGAGUGGUGAAUGUAUCAUAGAAAAUCUCAACGAACUGUCUGCUAUUGGAUUCACUGUCAAUCCACCCAAAUUAAUUUUAGAUCCUGGGACAGAACAGCCAAUUACAUUUACUUGGACUCCUAAUCCUGAUGUCAGAACUGGAGCUAUUGUGAAGUCAACUGCUCUGAUUCAACUUCGAUCUGAUGUGACUAUCAAUCAUCAUGUUAUAUUGAGAGGCAUUUUAUAAAGUUUAUGAAAUCUUACUUGAUAUCAGCCAGACAGACAAAUCACAAUGGACUUUACU
This is a messenger RNA of Trichobilharzia szidati, 5064 nucleotides long. Lineage: Eukaryota; Metazoa; Platyhelminthes; Trematoda; Strigeidida; Schistosomatidae. The record is from the annotation of a GenBank genome assembly.